AUGCAAGAUAUAAAAACAUAUCUUUCCACAGCGCCUGUGUUAGCUGCUUUAUCGUUGGGAUUUUUAGCCGGUUUAUUAAUUGAGAUAAAUCGUUUUUUCCCGGAUGCCCUUAUUUUUCCCUUUUUUUGA
Cryptomeria japonica (Japanese cedar) is the source of this 129-nucleotide messenger RNA. The record is from the annotation of a RefSeq genome assembly. NCBI's taxonomy places the organism in Eukaryota, Viridiplantae, Streptophyta, Pinopsida, Cupressales, Cupressaceae.